UAUAAUUAGCGUACAGUAGGCUAUUAGUGGUAAUAUAAUUAGAACUUUUAGAAAAACGUGCAUUGAUGGAGAGGUAGACUACUAGACAAUACACGUUGUUCCUCAUUUAUUGGGGGUGACGUCCUCAUUCGUGACUGUGAAAUUCGUGGUUCUAAAAGCUUCUGUUCCCAAGUGGACUGGCGUGUGAAAUGAGUUGUAGCCCAUUAGGUGUUCCUGAAAGGUGCGACAGACAGUAGGCCUACAGAAACCUUAUUACGAACAAUUUGUCCAGGCGUGUACCACGCGCCCAUGGCUCCAGACAAUGCAAUUUUCGCGUUACUUUUAAGAAAUAUUUUUUUUUAUGACAUUCUAAGCAACUAUAACACAGAACUGUUACAAGGGCGCUGGCAGAUUUUCUCACGCGCUAUUGAGCAGAUUGAUGGUCUUAGUGUGUAUUGAGAAGAACAAAAGCUAUGAAAUGUCCACUGGAAAACCCUAUAAAACAAGUAAAAUUGGACCCGGAUCAACAAGUGGGGGUCCAGACCAACUUGGCCCCUCCCAAGAAGGUCCAAUCAGGGAUGAUCCAGUCUAGCCUUGUCCAUGCCAGUGUGGCAGCCAUGCAGAACCCCAUGGGCUGUAAUUCCAAGGGGGCCAACAGCCACUCCCCCUUACCCCGGCUCUCCGUCUCCUCCCGCUCCGCCAGCGUGGUGGCCAGCAUGGACACAACUGGCGACCUCUCGGCCCACCACUCUGUGAUGAAGUGGAAGACGGUGGUGGCGGUUUUUGUGGUGGUUGUAGCCUUCUUGGUGGUGGGCGGCCUGGCCUUCCGCGCCCUGGAGCAGCCCUUCGAGAGCAACCAGAAGGACAGCAUCACCCUAGAAAAAACUUUGUUCCUGCGGAGGCACCCAUGUGUCACGCCUCCUGAGCUGGAAGCACUGAUCAAGCAUGCCAUAGAUGCUGUCAGUGCAGGAGUCAGUCCGAUCGGAGACACAUCUUACAACUCCAGUCACUGGGACCUGGGAAGUGCCUUCUUUUUUGCUGGGACCGUGAUUACAACGAUAGGUUACGGGAACAUAGCUCCCAGUACGGAGGGAGGGAAAAUCUUCUGCAUCCUGUACGCCUUAUUUGGCAUCCCACUGUUUGGGUUCCUCCUGGCUGGCAUCGGAGACCAGCUGGGGACCAUAUUUGUCAAGAGCGUCUUGAGGGUGGAGAAGCUAUACAGGCAAAAACAGAAAGAAAUAAGCCAGACCAAAAUCAGAGUUACUUCCACCAUACUCUUCAUCCUGGCCGGGUGCAUAGUCUUCGUCGGUGUCCCAGCGGUGAUUUUCAAACAUUUCGAGGGAUGGACGACUCUGGAUGCUAUCUACUUUGUUGUCAUCACGCUAACAACGAUUGGCAUCGGGGACUAUGUGGCAGGUGGGGAUCGGAAGAUCAAGUACAUGAAGUGGUACAAGCCCCUGGUCUGGUUCUGGAUCCUGGUGGGUUUGGCCUACUUCGCUGCGGUCCUGAGCAUGAUUGGAGACUGGCUCAGAGUGCUUUCUAAAAAGACCAAAGAGGAGGUGGGGGAGUUCAAGGUCCAUGCUGCUGAGUGGAAGGCCAAUGUGCAGAAUGAGUUCCGGGAGACGCGUCGGCGGCUGAGUGUGGAGAUCCACGACAAGUUGCAGCGGGCCGCCACCAUCCGCAGCAUGGAGCGCAGGCAGCUGGGCCUGGAGCAGAGGACCCACUCGCUGGACAUGUUCUCCCCACAGAAGAAGGCCUUGUUUGUCAGCCUGGACCAGGGCUGCUUCAAGACCUCCUCCCAGGAGAGCAUUGACACCAAGCUGAAUAACUUGAGGUUGCGAGGGGCAGGGGAGCUUUGUUAUGAGCAGCGGAGAGGCAGCGAGCAGACCCAGCAGGCCUCAUCAGAGGACGAUAAGCUCUUCCACCUCCGCUUCCGGUCCCUCACCAAGCUAACCAAGAGACCCAAGAACCGUGACCUGAAGAGUAACAUUCCUGAUGAUGUGCGGAGGGCCUGCGAGGCAAUGGAGAAGAGGGAGGAGGACAUGGAGGAGGUGAAGGAGGAGGAAAGGGGCGAGAGGAAGAAGGGCAAUAUCAGCUUGACACAUUUAGAAUACGCAGACGAGCGCAUUAAUAAACUGAACGGUUUUGUACUGGCUCAGGCCAAAGAGAGGGAGAACGCUAGAAUGUUGGAAGGAAGAGAGCUUGAGUCCCAGCUAGAGUGUGCAGAUACCGAGACUGAGUGAGAGAGAAGAAUACUUUUUUUAUGUCUCAAAAUGUGCCUUGCUGUUGUUUCUACGCUGAGACUGUUCUGAGUAAAUGGGACUGUUCUGUUCAAAAUCAGUCACUGUGCUCUAGCAAUGUAAAGACUAAUGUUGCCUAAAAGUGGAGAGAAAAGAGACCGAGGCUAGGGUCUAAUUUGGUGAAGACCUAUUUUCUCUUGGAUAGUACUGGACCUACCAGAAUCUCCUUUCCUUUUUAAAGAACACCCACUUGCUACCCAGCCCCAACCCACCCCCCAACAA
Molecule: messenger RNA, 2501 nt
Organism: Oncorhynchus keta (chum salmon)
Lineage: Eukaryota; Metazoa; Chordata; Actinopteri; Salmoniformes; Salmonidae
Product: potassium channel subfamily K member 10-like
Exons: 7
Coding region: 453-2222 (589 amino acids)
Biological process (GO): potassium ion transmembrane transport; stabilization of membrane potential
Cellular component (GO): membrane
Molecular function (GO): potassium ion leak channel activity
Source: RefSeq, a predicted model, not a curated record